GCGGCGUUCAGUCGUACGCCUUGAAAAGGACACCAAAGGUGGCGGCUCUGCCGUCUUUUCGCGUUGUAACCCACCUGCCAAAAAAUAAGUGAAACUAUAUAUAUACAUUAGCCGUACACCUCAGUCGGAACCGUCCAAGUGUAUCUGUGUGCACCCCCCGAGUCAUCGUUGUGGCUGUUGUGUGAUUGUUUGCGACUGGUGAGUCGUCGUCUCCCUGUGAUCUCCGUAGUGAGCGUCGUCAGCUGGAUCCCUGCGCCGCAGCGAUCGCCAUAUUGGAUAGUCAGCACUAGGCCUACCUGCGACAAGCCCAAGCGAGUCGCUUGCCCCGGGCCGAAUCCGUGGGUGGAAUCAAAGUGGCUCGUGCUCGGUUACCGGUCAAAGUGUGCUCCCACCCUCGCUGUUGGCUUGGCCACUGCUGGACUCGAAGCUCAUCAUGAGACUGGAGAUCCGAAGUGCGUCCGAAUUCCUCAUGAAUAUUCUUCGGCUCGGUCGGAACCUGGAUUCCCGACUGCUCGACGUGUUCCGAGGAACCUUAGAGGACUUGUUGCGGCACCACUACCAGCACCAUUGGUUUCCCGAGAAGCCGUCUAAGGGCUCCGGCUACCGCUGCAUCCGAAUCAACCACAAGAUGGACCCGAUCCUGGCCAAGGCGGGCCGCGCUUGCGGUCUGCAAGAAGCUAGUCUGCGCGAGCUCCUGCCCAACGAGCUGACGCUCUGGGUGGACCCGCUCGAGGUGUCGUACCGCAUCGGCGAGAACGGAUCCAUCUGCGUGCUCUACGAUGGCGGGCACCUCCACGCGUCGAGCAGCAGCAGCAGCAGCAGCAGCAGCAGUAGCGUGAGCAGCCACGUUAAUGGUGGCAGCAGCAACAACAACAACCACUACUCGUUGCUCACCAACUCGCCGCAGGGCGCGCUCUCCUACCACCACCAGCACAACAAUCACCUGAACAACAACCACCACCACCACCAUCACUACUCGGGCUACGAGCGUAUCGCGGCGAGGCCCGCGGGCUGCAAGGGUUCGUGGGACGCCGACCCGCGGAACAUCAACUUCGAGCCGAUGGCCACGUACGUGUCGAGCUAAAAGAGCGCUUAUAUCUCUCCUAAGUGUGUGACAAGAGACAGACUGCCAAAAUGUUCGCGCUUCAGUGCGUUUGAGGGUUGGGGGCCGCGGUGGGCUGCGUUGCAGCCGCGCCGACGCCGCCACUCCGCGCAUAUCCGAUGGUUGAUGACGCCGCCUCCUUGUGUGAUAGACCGGUCGGCUUUCCUCGGCUCCCAGUCACCCUUGCUGAGUCGGCAACUACUACGGACUCGUCGUGUAUGUGCGCGAAGUUGUGUUCUAAGCGAGAAAGCCGCCGGGUGCCUCGAUUUACCUCCGCAGCGUCGCUAUCGCCGGGCAGCGACUGCGGGCGUUGUGGAGCGCACCGGUGCGGUCGCUACCUGCGUAGUGCUUUACUUUAAAAACGUGCCGUGUUCGUCGUUCAGUGCGAGACUGCCGGCGGCUUUCUUGUUUUCUUCGUCUUCUUGCGACGACUUCGCGUACCUCACACGGAUCCGUGUGCAAAACCAGCGCCGUUGCCGACCUGCUGCGGUAGCCGGGAACCGAAGAAGCCCGGCUGUUUUGCGAGGGCGAUCGUCUUCGGGAUCGGUUCGAGUGCACCCCCGUCGUCACCUUCCAACAACGUCGACACCACGGUGACGGGACGGCGGUGCAUUGCGCAGUGGUGGUUCAGCCCGCCUCCCAACCUGGCGCCUCCUUCGCUUGGCCACAAGGGCUGGGAGGUAUGGUACAAUGUGAUCUCGUUAAAAAAGCAAACACAAACUUUUUUGUUUUAGAAGAAGGCCCCUCUUUGAAAUUUUUUUUUCGAGACUUGUUUACCGUAAUAGGAACCUCGUCGUCGUAGUUGAUGCGUGCUUCACCGGAGUAAAAAAAAAAAAAAAAAAAAAGACUUGACUGAUGAAAGAGGCACCAACUACAGCGACGCGAUUUUUUAUUAACUUCGGUCAUGUCAACAUGUCCACCACCCAGUGUGUUUUUUUUAGUUUAUUUAAGUGAACGCGUGAUGAAAAAGAAGUGCUCUUCCUCUCCUUCUCUCCCCCCGGUUUUUUUAUAUAUGUAUAAUUAUGUAUAUGUGUGUAUAAUAGUAAAAAUGCCAGCCACUACUACACGAGUGAAGGUCAAAAAAACAAAACUUGCGUAGCGGCGAGGGAUGUUUUUAAAAAGGAAAAAACACAAACUCGUGUAGGCGAUUGUACAAAAAAACGAAGUGAAAUGCCAACAAAAAAUACACACCCCCAUACAAAGAGUUUUUCUGGAGAGUCAGGGGCAAAAGUGACGUGUUUGAAAGGCAACGACAGACUGAUGCUGUUUGGAAUGUGUAUACCACUACGUCUCUCUCUCUCAAAGUCAGAGCAAUCACGUUUUUUGUGUGUUUGUGUGUACACAACCUGAAAGUACAAGUUUUUUCAGGGACCAUUGCCGCCCCCGAAAAUGCCCAUCUUUUUUUUCUUCGGAGAAGAAAAAAAAACAUACAUCAAUGAAGAGAGUGCGCGAAAGGAAGAAAAACAAACUUUUAAACGAGUGUACAUCUUAGCGACGCAUCGGCAAGAGCAGCUUUGACGAACGUAAAUACUACAGGGAAUUGAAAGUAGCGUCGAUAAGCAAAGUAACAUACACUGCGUAGGGCCAAGUCGGGCGAGGUGUUUUCGAAAAACACAAGUCAAAAUUUGUAAUUAUACACAAGCCUAGCCGGUCAGUCAAGCUCUUUCGAAGGUCCCUUUUGUAACCGACUUUUUAAUUUUUGCGGCCGCUGCCAGAGUAAAGACAAACCCCUACGGGCGUUUAAAAAAACAAGACUAAGUCCCUCCGGUGAAUUGGAAGAUCCUCGAUUGUUUUCAAUUUGGUAAAACUCAUUAUUGCGCUGCUAAUUUUGUCAUAAAUUGGGGUGGGCGAGAGAAUUUUCUGCAUUUGUCACUGUAAUAACGUUUUUUUUUUCUGUUAUUAUUUUUAACGGCCUCAAUUUUUUUUUUCCCCUUUUGUCGAUUGUCUCCCCCGCCCCCACGAGUAACUAUUCGCCGACACCACUGCUAGUUACUCUUACCAACCACUGUGAUCGCUGCCGCUACAGCCGUCAUUAUUACGUCGUCUUUUGUCGUCUCACCGCAGUUAAUGAAAGCAAAAUGACACAUUCAAACCUACUGCAUUCUGUUUUGUUCACACCCCGUGCAAAAAUCAAGUAUACAACUCGGUUUUGUAAACUGGUCACUGAAUUUUUUUUUGCUUUCUCUCGAGUGUUUUUUGCUGCUGCAACGGCGUGUUCAAUGACUCGCCAAAGUAUUACUGCCCUGCCUAGCUAUUACUUAUGUAUAGUUUUCCUCUACUGUUACUAUUUUCUGGCCUCCUGUGCCUGGCUGUGCUAAUCCAAAAUUGGAUAUUUGCCGGUGAUUAUAAGAAUGUCGGUGUGUAAUUCUUCGCAGUUGGGUUCAGUCGUUGCAGUUCUGCACCAGUCGUUCCACCAAUUGGAAGGCUCCGUAAAGAAUUGGCAAAAUGCAUUAGUGGAUUCUCUGGAUCGGACAAUGUACUGUUGUGUUUUCUUAAUUCUACGGCCCCUUUCAUUUGCACACUCGAUUAGAAGGCAACGACUGUACCCAACCUUGUGAAAACAAAAAUGUGUGUUGCAAUCGUGCUUUUAUUCUACAUCUCGUCUUGUAAAGAAACCAUCUGUUGUAUUUUCUGUUGCUGGAUCCCCGUACCUUGUGCUGUCAUUCUGAACUCCUGAAAUGGUCUUGUUGCCAUACCUGUCUCCGGUGAUCCAUUCUACUCUUGCAUGAUGACCAGUCUAAGAAAAAAAAGAAAAUUGGCUGUUUUGUUUUACCCGUCGCACCUUGCCCUGUGAAUCUUCUGUACAAUUUCUCUUUUUUCUUUCUUUCCAGAUAAAACAAACAUUUUAACAAUUGUGUAAAUGAGCGAAAGUGAUAAGAAUAUGUCGUCUUUAAAACAAAACGUGAUUGAUGAGAGAGUUCUCGAAACACAUUGUUGUUUUUAUUUUUUAAAUCGCGCAUUAUUUACAUGCUCAUCAACCACAAACACAUCGUGCGUCGUCGUCGUCAACCCUCGUAUGACUGAAACUGCAUUUUGCCAGUUUGUCUUGUAAAGAUUCAUUUUUUCUUUUUUUUUUCUCUCUGUCUUGUAAAAAGGAAAGUUGUAUAAAGGCAUUAUGUAAAUGUACAGUCGUACAACUAUAGGAGAUUUUUUUGUACAGUAAAUAAAUCUCGUGGAUGCAUUGAAAA
Molecule: messenger RNA, 4290 nt
Organism: Rhipicephalus sanguineus (brown dog tick)
Lineage: Eukaryota; Metazoa; Arthropoda; Arachnida; Ixodida; Ixodidae
Product: protein BTG2
Exons: 1
Coding region: 434-1084 (216 amino acids)
Biological process (GO): negative regulation of cell population proliferation; negative regulation of mitotic cell cycle
Cellular component (GO): cytoplasm; nucleus
Source: RefSeq, a predicted model, not a curated record